GCGACUGUAAAUUUGGAUUCCGCAACAAACAGCCUCUUCACCCCACCGGCCCACCCGGCGCCCCCAUCCCCUCCACGGCUCCACCCGGCGCCGCCGCCACCUGCCCGCCGGCUCGCCGCCCCUGCUCGGCCGGCAGGCUUGCGGCUCCACCCAACCUAGUCGGCCCGUCUCUGUUGCUCCCUUGACUCCGUCUGUCCGUCUCGUCCGGUCGUCCCCCUCCUGAACUUCUCAGGGAGACGAAGACAGAAGUCACAGAACCCUAGCCGCCGGCAGCCGCUGGGACCGUGGGACGAGGUUGGCGGUGGAAAACCAGCGACCGGGCCACUGCCGGCGACAUCCCUUGCAUCUGCGGCUCUGCGCAUCCGCCGAACCAGCUUGCUGGGAGGCGCACCCACGCGAGGCAGAGCAAGCUGCGGGCACCGGCACGGCACAGAGCUUCCCUCCACUGCACGUGCGGCCCCUCAGGGUUUAAAGGUGCGUCAUGUCUUCAGAGGAGCUGAUGACAAGCUUUUCAGAUUUUGUGGUGAGCUCGUCAACCCGGAAAGAGGGCCAAACUAAUUCUUCAGGUGAUUCGUCGUCCGAGGGGGGCCUUCAAGUCACUUGUUUCACAGAGGACCUUCAUGACGUCACACUUCAUUUUCAGAUCGUGAGGUUCUCUAAACAGAUCUAUGUGUGGGUUGGAUGCAACACAGCAAAAUUUGGCCAUCUGUACGCUGCUGCAACCACUAGGCCAGAUAAUGGAGUCAGUGUCACCUCUGUACUAGGAGGAACAUCUGACAACACCGGAUCAGGGAUUGCCCGCCAUCUAGUGCUGAAGACUGGUAUGAACAUAGUCCUGGCAUGCAACAUCCCAAAAGACAGCCCCAUGCUCGAGGCUGCUGCGGAGAGGAAGCUGGUGGAGAAGCUAAAAGGUUUGGGCUACAUGAGACCCAGAGCUGGGGAAGCUAAUACUUCCACUGCACAGUGCUAGGUGGUGUGAUCUGGUGAGGCUUCGGUCUUUCACCAUUAGAUGCAGGAGGAAAGUUUGUGAUUGUUGGGCUCAAUUGACUGGGUAUCUGAUGUUCACUAUGGCAAAAGUAUUCUGUAUUAUAGUGCCUUCCAGGGCUCUUGCACAAACGACAGCCUGCCAUUGACGUGGGGAUGCUCUGAAACUAGAAUCCGAAUAUAUUGAGUUUUUUUUUUGCGGGUACCGAAUAUAUUGAGUUGUAACUCCUAGAAUGCAACUCGAUCAAAUUUGCUUGACGAAUCGAAUUUGCACCUUU
Molecule: messenger RNA, 1262 nt
Organism: Panicum virgatum (switchgrass)
Lineage: Eukaryota; Viridiplantae; Streptophyta; Magnoliopsida; Poales; Poaceae
Product: proteasome assembly chaperone 4-like
Exons: 6
Coding region: 482-970 (162 amino acids)
Biological process (GO): proteasome assembly
Source: RefSeq, a predicted model, not a curated record